UUGACCACACGUAUUUGAAUCAAUCGUUGCUCUCGAGACGAAGAAACAUGAGAGUCAGUUUGCUAAGCAUCUUAACCCUCGGGUUGAUUGCGGUUUGGUCCACCCUUGGGGUGACAUCGCAAGAGACGCCAAAGCCAGUGUUGUGCUAUUUUGGAGCUUGGUCUGUUUACAGAUGGAGUUACGGCAAAUUUGAUGUCGAGGACAUCGAUCCCUUCAUGUGCACACAUGUGGUCUUUGGCUUCGCGGGCUUACAUCCAUCUCAGUACACAAUCACAUCCUUGGAUCCCUACAAUGACUUCUAUGAGAACUGGGGCAAGGGUGCCUAUGAUCGGUUCACGAGCCUCAAACUGAUCAACCCGAACUUGAAGACCUUGUUGGCCAUUGGAGGAUGGAACGAAGGUGCCUCCACUUAUUCAGAGAUGGUCAAAACUCCCGAACGUCGACAAACUUUCAUUGAGAGUUGUGUGCAAAUGCUCCUGGACCACAACUUCGAUGGGCUUGAUAUGGAUUGGGAAUAUCCUGGUGGCCGUGAUGAUAGCCCUGGAGAUCCAAUUGCGGACAAGGACAACUACUCUGCCUUACUCAGAGAGUUGAGAGCUGCCUUCAACGAGCACAAUUUGAUGCUCACUGCUGCCGUGUCUGCCGGGAAGAACACCAUCGACGUGGCUUAUGACGUGCCUGUCAUGUCCGAAACCUUAGACUUUUUCAACGUUAUGACCUACGACUACCAUGGAUGGUUCAAGAACCAUACGUACACAGCUCAUAAUUGUCCACUCCAUCAAAUGCCGGAGGAAAGUGAAGAAAAUCAUCCUGGUUAUCACCUGAAUCAGGAGUUCUCCAUGGACUACUAUGUUCAAUUAGGCGCCCGCAAGGACCAACUUCUCAUGGGAUUAGCCGCUUAUGGGCGUGGGUUUACUCUCCAGAAUCCUGAAGAAAACGGUUUCUACGCCCCUGCGGUUGCGGGUUGUGAUCCUGGUUAUUAUACAGGAACCUCUGGAUUCUGGGGAUUCAACGAAUAUUGCGAACGCAUGUACGUCAAGGGUGAACUGGACCAAUGGAAAGAAGUCAGGGAUGAGAAUGUGGUCUCGCCUUACAUUGUGAAAGGCAGUCAAUGGUUCAGCUUUGAAGAUAUUCAAAGUAUCGAAGUCAAGGCCCAAUUCAUCAAGGACAAUGGCUACGCCGGAGCUAUGGUUUGGUCGAUUGAUACCGACGAUUUCCAAGGGUUCUGCAGCGAGAAACGCUUUGGUUUAAUCCAAAAGGUUCAAGAUGUACUUAAUGGCGGCACUCAAACGCCUCCUCCAGGCUAUACCACACCCCUUCACGUGGAUCCAACCACCAGACCACCAUCUGGCUCCACCCCUCCUCCAAAUGAAAUCUGCGAUGGAACACCUGGACUCAAACCAGACCCAAACAAUUGCCAUCACUAUUACUCUUGCGUACCGGAAAAUGGCGAGUGGGGACUAAUUCCAGGGGACUGUGGAGACAACUUGGCCUUUGAUCCCGCUUCUCAGGCUUGCACAUGGCCAGACCAAGUUCCUGGAUGCUCAGAUGGAACUGGCACAACAGCGCCCCCAAAUAACGAAGGUACCACCAAUGGUAACCCGGUCGUCUCGACGACUGCUGGCUCAAAUCCUGAUGAGAGUCUUUGCGAAGGCACUGAAGGCUUUCACCGUGAUCCUGCCAAUUGCAGGGUCUACUAUCAAUGUGUCAUUAACACCGAUGGACACUUCCAAGUGAUUCCUGGAGAAUGUGCUGAAGGAUUGUUUUUUGAUAUGGAGACGUUGUCGUGCAACUGGGAUUAUUUGGUCGACUGCACGGUUAAGGUGUAGUUUGAACCCAUGUUUAUAUCUAAUCUACGUUAUUUGAAACAAAUAUAAUGUCUUACUUCUCAACUACA
Tigriopus californicus is the source of this 1897-nucleotide messenger RNA. Its product is annotated as acidic mammalian chitinase-like. The transcript has 8 exons. Gene Ontology annotation, biological process: chitin catabolic process; carbohydrate metabolic process. The coding region runs from base 48 to 1829 and encodes 593 amino acids. NCBI's taxonomy places the organism in Eukaryota, Metazoa, Arthropoda, Copepoda, Harpacticoida, Harpacticidae. Gene Ontology annotation, molecular function: chitin binding; chitinase activity. The record is from RefSeq and is a predicted model, not a curated record. Gene Ontology annotation, cellular component: extracellular region.